AUGGCUUUGAUGCAAAAGAAGAAACGUUUUUCGUUAUUUGGGUCACCACCAAGAUCACCCAUUUUAUCUCCUGGCGCUGGAACGACAUUUUUUUCUAGUUAUUUUCCUUCGCAAGAUAAUUCGACUGAAAAAAAGUCACAGGCUAUUGUUGAUGAUGUUCGAAAAGCUGUUGACGCGUUGGAGCAACUUGUUACAGCAGCCGAUGCAUAUCGAGAUUUGAUGAAUAAGUUGAGCAAAGCUUCUAAAGCUUUUAGCAACGCUUUAAGGGAUUAUGGGAAUUGCAAAGGUUUGGAAAAUAAACACGUAAUGUGCAUGCAGACUACAUCUCAAUUCUAUGAUUGUCAUGCUGAAGUGUUGUCAAAACUCAACAAGGCAUUACAAAAAGAUUUUGAUCUGCUACAAAGAUUUUGGGAUAAAUAUUCUAAAAAAGUGACAAAAGAUGACAGAGCACAUAACAAUUAUGUUAAAGAUCUGGACAAGCAGGUUAAAAAGAUUGGAAAAGAUUAUGAAAAGAAAUCUAAGAAAGAUCCCACGGUUUCUCUGGAUUCUCAUAACAAUUACAUGUCUUCAAUGACAGCUGUUGGCUCAGAGAUCACCCGUGUACGAGCUGAGUAUACAGAACAGGUUAUAAAACGGGAAAAGAAAACUCAUUCCGUCGUAGCACAAGUAGUUUGUAGACUUUCAGAGGGACACUUUGCCUCAUUUAACGACUCACUAAAAAAGUGUGGGCCCAGCAUUGCAAAGAUGAAAGAGUGGGCACCUUUUGCAGGCGAGGAUAUGCCAUUACCUCAGGGUUUAGACGACUUUUUAGAGGAUCAGGUAAAUAAUAAAGAUCAUGAAGAUUACGAUCGCAAAAGUCAAACCAACGCCAUGACUGAACACUUCACGCAUUCAAUUAAGUCCACAACUCCCCAACCAGAUCGGGAUUCGGAAAAUUCAGAAAAGGGAUCCGAUACAUUUGCGUCAAUCUCAGAAAAACAGAUUGCUGCCAUGAAUUUUUCUCUUCCAGAGUCUACUUUACCUGAUCCUGCAUUACCAAAAAUCAAUGAUGACCCGGAUAGCAAUGUUCCUACAAAAUAUGUCCAAAUGCCUGUACCAAAAGUCAUCACCCCAAUAGCCACGAAACCUUUUUCUCCAUCUUUGAUGGAAACCCCAAAAGGAAGUAAUGUAGGCACACCAGAAAUAACACCAUCAACAUAUCCUGUGUUUCCUGUAUCACCAGUCUCUCCCGUAAAACCAUCUGUCAAUAAAUCUGCAUCGGACCUGCUUUCGGGGUUUUCAAUCGGUGUUCACGCUGAUGAUCACCCAUUUUUUCGAGAUGAGAAGGUAGUGGAGGUAAAUGCGGCCAAGUUGUACACGGAAAAUAGGGUAGAGAAAGUGACGCUUAAGCCUGGUGUGACUAAGCUCAAAGUAGAAGAGGAUGUUGGUACCAAAACACCUCCAAAGGUUGACGGAAAUGACAACAUGAAUAACAUGCCAUUGGUAGAUAAUAAGCCUAUUAGUGUCAAAAGAUAUCUCAUAUCAGAGACUCCACCGCCUACAGAAGGAUUUACAAUAAGCCGUAAGGCUGUUUCCGAUUACAGUAAUUCUACGGUGCGUAGCAAUGACUCGACAUUGCGUGGUGACGAAAGAAAUGUCGAUGAAGGUCUGGAAGUACAAGAGCCUCAUGAAAAGUCUGUUAGUAGCAAAAGUCUCGAUUUAAAUAUUUCCAAGGUUAACGUCAGUAAAGAUGAGCCGGUAGCUGUUCCUUCAAAAGCCGAUAAUAUCAAACCUCCGAUUAGUAAAACCCCAGAGAAGGAGAUAAAGGAUCUGAAAACUGAAGAGUUAAUUGAGGAAAUUUAUUGUGUGGCGCAGAAAUCCAAUCGGGAUGAAAUUGAACAGCCGAAAGUUGUAGAACUCAAAAAUGAGGUGCAAUUUAUUUUAGAUAUAAAAAAUGAAUCACCGGAUAUUGAGAUACAAAAAAAUGAGCCACCGGAUACUGAGAAACGAAAUAAUGCACAGCAAAACAACGUACAAGAAAUAGAUGUAAAAAACCAAGAUCCAGUAAUCAUGGAGAAAGAGUUAAGAACUGUUCCAAGCGUUGGCACCGAUUCUCUCGUGGAGUCUUUUCCUACAGAUCUGCCAAUUCGUCUGUCGCCGCUUCAAAAACCUCAACAGACGUUUGAAAGUUGUCCCGAAAAUGAUUUUAAUUUAGAUGACCGAUCAUAUAGCCGCUCUCCUGUUCAAUCACCAAGGUUAAUCCAAGAAAGUUUUCGAGAGGAAAAUCAAUACAAACAUAAUCUCGAUGAUCAUAGAGAGUUUGUAUCAAUAAGAAAAGAAGAUUAUCGUGAGCUUUAUCGUCAUGAUUUACCGAGAUAUGAAGAUGACAGACGAUAUGAUGAACUAAAUCGGUAUCCGAAAAGAGAGAUAUUUCACCGUGAUUAUGAUUUGGAUUACGGUAUGCAACCUUAUGGGGACAGGAGAAGAUAUGAAGAAUCAAUUCAUAGGUCGCCACCACGACACGACCCGUACGUUUACCGGACGUACACUGAUCUAGAAAGAUCAGGAUCAUCUGUGGCGGAUAUUCGUGAUAGAUUCCAGUCGAUGACUGAAGAAAGAAGACCUUUAUCAUCUCCUCGGGACUUUCCAAUCCCACGAUCAGGCCGGGUUAGUGACUUGACUUCAAGAUUUGGCGGGAUGAGGAGUGAUUCACGCAUUAACUCACCAACAUUGUCUCGAAGUACUGGAGAUUAUCAAUAUAAUGUUUGUGGAAAUUAUCGUUCUCAAAGUGGUUACAGAGAUGAACGGUAUUUCGAUCAAGCACGCUAUGGGGAUGCUCCAUUACACGAUCGCCAGUGCGACUGUUAUGAUUGCCGGCAACUAGGCAUCCCAAGUCCAAACAAUGUGAGGUCAACACCUCCGCCUCGAACUUAUCAUAAUGAUUCUUCAAAGAAUUUAAGAUAA
This is a messenger RNA of Acaulospora morrowiae, 2943 nucleotides long. The record is from the annotation of a GenBank genome assembly. NCBI's taxonomy places the organism in Eukaryota, Fungi, Glomeromycota, Glomeromycetes, Diversisporales, Acaulosporaceae.